Molecule: messenger RNA, 3638 nt
Organism: Amphibalanus amphitrite
Lineage: Eukaryota; Metazoa; Arthropoda; Thecostraca; Balanomorpha; Balanidae
Gene: Src64B
Product: tyrosine-protein kinase Src64B-like
Exons: 14
Coding region: 300-1988 (562 amino acids)
Biological process (GO): cell differentiation; innate immune response; protein phosphorylation
Cellular component (GO): extrinsic component of cytoplasmic side of plasma membrane
Molecular function (GO): ATP binding; signaling receptor binding; non-membrane spanning protein tyrosine kinase activity
Source: RefSeq, a predicted model, not a curated record
GAGGGUAGCGGACCGGGAACGCGAGGGGCAGUGACGCUCAGCUGCCGGACGCACAGGUGUGUUUGCUGAGGCUCCCAGCUGCCCGCGAGCCGGCGCUUCUGUAGCGGCAGGACUGAGCUGAUUUGUUCGGCGGGGAAGAGUGUUUCGCUGCCGUUCAGAAGGUAGAUGCGGUGUGCUUUGAGUUGAGGAAUCUUGCUAGACGUUGAGACCGUUCUCCGUAGGUCCUGGAAGACUUCAAUACACCGGUGCCUCGUCUUUCCGUCAGCGAGAUGGAUUAUUCGGCGAGUUAGCGGAGUGACAUGGGUAAUUGUUUCACCAAGGCACAACUGAAGCCAACCAUCAUGGGGCAAAGCAGCUCACAACAUGAACAGCGAGUGGCGUCCAACGGCGGGUCGUGGGAUGCGGCGCAGGGCCAGCAGACUCCGUCCCGAGGAGGGGUCAUGUCCUCCGCUCACGGUCCUCGUGGUGACGUCAUCCGACCGUCAGCCGGCGGCCGGCUGGCCUCCUGUCGGUCGGCAGGUACUUCCCUCAGGACCUCCCACAGGAGCGGCUCGCGGGGGCUCUCCCAGCCGCGGCCGUCCGGUACGGGCACACCACCGCGCGGCGGCAGCCCGCGGGUCGUCAGGGCGCUCUACAGCUACGAGAGCCGCGUCGGCUCCGACAUCAGCUUCCGAAAGGGCGACAGAAUGGAGGCGGCCGCCGAGGGCAACAACGACCCCGACUGGCUGAACGUGCACCACCUGGGUACCGGCCAGACCGGCUUCGUGCCCAGGAACUACGUGGCCACCGAGGCGUCAGUGGAGAGCGAGGACUGGUACUUCAACCGGAUCUCGCGGAAGGAGGCGGAGACGCUGCUCCUGCUGCCGGAGAAUCCUCGCGGCACGUUCCUGGUGCGGCCCUCCGAGCGUAUGACCAGCAUGUGCUCUCUCUCCGUUCAGGACUGGGAGCCGCAGAGGGGUCGCCACGUCAAACACUACAAGAUCCACCGGCUGGAUGACGGCGGCUACUACAUAGCGCCGCGAAACACCUACAGGGACCUGAGGAGCCUCAUCAACAGCUAUGCACAGGAGGCCAAGGGUUUGUGCCACGUGCUCACUCAAGUAUGUCCGCGGCCCAAACCGCAGAUGUGGGACCUGUCGCUCGAGACCAGGAACCACUGGAUGGAGAUUGACAAAUCGGAGAUCACCAUGAAACGAGUGCUCGGCUCCGGGAACUUCGGAGAAGUGUGGUAUGGCCUGUGGCGUGACAAGACCGAAGUGGCCGUGAAGAAGCUCAAACCGGGCUCCAUGUCCCCCGCCGCCUUCCUGGCUGAGGCGCAGAUCAUGAAAAAGUUCAGACACGAGCGUCUGUUGGCGCUGUAUGCCGUCUGCUCGGAGGAGCCGAUACUGAUCGUCACCGAGUUCAUGUGUAACGGCAGUCUGCUCGACUACCUGCGCAAACCCGAGGGCAAGCAGUGCAAGUUUCCCGACCUCCUCUACAUGUCCGGACAGGUGGCCAGUGGCAUGGCCUACCUGGAGGAGAAGCGUCUGAUCCACCGCGACCUGGCGGCCAGGAACAUCCUGGUCGGUGACGCCCGCGAGGUGAAGAUCUGCGACUUCGGACUGGCUAGGGCUAUCGAAGACAACGAAUACUGUCCCAAGCAGGGCGCCAAGUUCCCGGUCAAGUGGACCGCUCCCGAGGCCAUCAUGUACGGCAAGUUCUCCAUCAAGUCGGACGUAUGGUCGUUCGGCGUUCUGCUCAUGGAGAUAGUCACCUACGGAGCGGUGCCGUACCCCGGUAUGCACAACCGUGAGGUGAUCGAGCACAUCGAGAGGGGCUACCGGAUGCCGAAACCGACCAGUGUCGUCUGUCCAGACUCCAUCUACGGCCUGAUGGCGCAGUGCUGGCACGGCGAGCCCGAGCGGCGGCCCACCUUCGAGUACACGUUCCACUUCCUGGACGACUUCUCCAUAUCGUCCGAGAUCCCCUACAGGGAGGUGCAGGACUAGGUCUGUCGAACCGCGACCUGCCCGACAUGUUGGUGAGGGGGUACCGCGCUCCACCGCCGCCGCCAACCGUCUGUCCGCCGGCCCUCUAUGAGACCAUGCUGCAGUGCUGGACGUUCGAGCCGGAGAAGAGGCCCACCUUCGCCUUCCUCGACCAGCACAUCAACGACUUCGACGUCAGCACCGAGGGGCAGUACAUCGAUGAGAAUGACGUCUGAGCGAUGCGAAACACAGCUGGUGAUGUCAGUGACGUCAUCUGUGUUCGUGCUACAUCAUCAGGGGCGUUGGUCUGAUGCGUGCGGUACGAGUGUCGGUGUGUGGUGGGCACUGCACAAUGUUUGUGCAUGGCUAGAGCCAUUGUCGGUCACAGCAGCGACACCUAGAUCAGUUCCGCUGCCAUCGAUGUGUCCCAGGACGGGUGAGAUCCUCUCUGGUAAGAAAUCGCACAGUCUCUCGGUGGAUCUCAGCUCUGACGUGGUUGGAGACACUGAUGACGUCACGGGAGUGGCCGGCCACGUGUGUGUUACGUCACUGCAUCAUCAUGUCAUCAGGAGUCGUCAUGAUGUUAUGAUGGAGCUAGGCCAGCAUAAUGAUGUUCAGUGAUCAUCUGUGCUAAAUUGAUAGAGAACUGUCUAGAAGGUGCCAUGGUGACGUGUAGCAUGCGAUACAGAAGCGGUAACGAUUUCGAUACAUUUUCAAUCGAUAUUGUUUAAACCAAGCAGACGAGAAAGAGCAAGUGAGGAACAGGAGGCCGAAGAGAAAGAGCGAAGGCCAAAUAAGAGCCGUCUUUCAGGCCGCGCUGGGGUCUAGUCGAAUCGAAGGGUGAGUUUUGGCCACUCAGGUCGCACCCUCGAGCCACCGUGCGUCGCCGGUGGAGUUGGAGAGACAAAGUGGGUGCCCGGUAAGGCCGGGCAGUGGUCGUGGAAGGUGUCCUGUCGUGUUUCAUACCUUUGUACCGCCGUUGUGAUAGCUGGCGCACAUCGGGAGAGCAGAACUACAAUCUGCGGAAUGAUUGUGUUCAUACGUGCGAAUCGGUGUCGUGUGUGUUUGAAUAUGUGUUCACAUGUGAGUCAUGUAUGUGCGAGAUUCUUUAUACAUAAGAUGUGCUCCCGGACCCCGUCUGCGGGCUGUACUCGGUAUGAUGUGGAGCAGAUUCGUUCAACCUUAGUGUCAUUGUACUCCUGGAGCGCCCACCCAAGAGCUUCCUAGCCCGGAGCGAAGCCUCCACCUUGGGACAUCCACGGGACCAACAAUGAGGGACUAGAGCCGGAGGGCGGCAUCGGUUUUGCGCCGACAUUCGUGUUGCUUUUCAUGUGUUUUUGGAGAAUGAGCUGGCGGCGAAUGAUAUCCUCGUUGUGAGGGGAUGACGUAUGAUCCCAGCGGAGUGGUUCGGGACCGACCGUGUCGGCGGUUAUAUCCCUGAGUGCGUCAUUCUUGUGUCGCUCUCAUAAGGAACCGAUGUCGGAGCUGGAGCGCUGCCCUCUGCUGAUAUAUUGUUAUUCAUUUGUCGCUAUAUUACGCUUGGAAUAUUGUCUUGAGUUCAAUUCAGUGGAAGCCUCGCCCGUGUUAUUGCAAGUGUUUGUAUGUUUGUAUGCAUGUCACCUAUAGUUACUCGCAGACAUCCAAGCUCUCAAAAAUAAACUUCGCCUCAAU